AUGGCAGUUGGAAAAGAUAAAUUUGAUCCAAAAACGGCUGAUGAGAAAAGAAGCGAGGCGAUCGUGCGUCAAUGUAUCUCAAUUCAUGUUGGUCAAGCUGGUGUUCAAAUAGGUAAUGUAUGUUGUAAAUUAUUUUUUUUAGACUAUGGAAUUCAACUUGAUGGACAAAUGCCGUUAAAUGAAACUAUUGGUAGCGUUGAUGAUUCAUUCAACAUCUUCUUCAUUGAAACACAUGCUGGUAAAUAUAUACCACAAUAG
Messenger RNA from Rotaria sordida, 258 nucleotides. The record is from the annotation of a GenBank genome assembly. Lineage: Eukaryota; Metazoa; Rotifera; Eurotatoria; Philodinida; Philodinidae.